Molecule: messenger RNA, 737 nt
Organism: Colletotrichum godetiae
Lineage: Eukaryota; Fungi; Ascomycota; Sordariomycetes; Glomerellales; Glomerellaceae
Product: glutathione-dependent formaldehyde-activating enzyme
Exons: 3
Coding region: 202-639 (145 amino acids)
Molecular function (GO): carbon-sulfur lyase activity
Source: RefSeq, a predicted model, not a curated record
CACCACCACCACCACUCAACCCCCCCUCCUCUCACUCCUUCACUCACACUCGAAACUAACCUUCACUCGCACUCCCAAACCACGGCUAACAAAGUCGAAAGGCCAGAAGUUACCAACGGACUCGACUCCUCUCACACAAACAAACCAUCCUCAAAAAACGAAAACCGGAAAGUAAAGAAAAACGAACAUUCCAAACAAAAAAUGUCGUCAGAAGAAACCCCCAAGCCGUCAAAGACAUACGACGCAAGCUGCCACUGCGGCACCAUCAAGUUCUCCCUCACGCUCUCGCCGCCGCUGGAGGACGGGUACGAGGUCCUGAACUGCAACUGUUCUAUUUGUCGGCGUAGCGGGUACCUUCUCAUUUACCCAAAUAAGAAGGACGUCACAUGGCACGACGGCUCGCGCGAAAAGUGCACGAAUUACCGGUUCAACACCAAGACCAAGGACCAGAUGUUUUGCGGUGCUUGCGGAUCGAGUCUUGGCAUCGACUUUUUGACGGAGGAUUUUUAUGGUAUCAGCGCGCGUGCCCUCGAUGGAAUUGACCUCGAUGCCCUGACGUAUAAGAAGCUCGAUGGGCUGAAUAGGGUGUCGCCUGCCCAGGACCUGUCCGGCUCGGGAGAGAAGGAGGCGAGCACCUGAGGGACUUGGAGAUAUACAAGAUCCAGGGUAUGUUCUUUUGAAAUUAUAGUAUAUUUUCAUUCAUAAAUGUCCUGAGACUUUGGUCAUGUUAUAUGUCC